AUGUCAGAUGAAUAUACAACGGGAUCUUACUGGAUGGAAAUGCUGAAGGCACAUAAUUGGAUGCCAUGGAAGCGACAGAUGAUGGCUGUGCUUCGUGACCUUGGACUGGAGAAGUAUAUUGCAAAAGAUAGAUGUGAUGAAAAAUGGGCAGAGGGCGAUGCUAAGGUGCAGACACGAAUAGAACUCACUAUCAGUGAUGCGGAAAUGAUCCACAUCAGUGGUGCAAUGACAGCACAAGAAAUGUGGGAUCAGCUCACCAUGGUCAAAGAAUCCAACAGCAGGCUAGGAGUGCUUGCAACAUGA
Molecule: messenger RNA, 303 nt
Organism: Laccaria bicolor S238N-H82
Lineage: Eukaryota; Fungi; Basidiomycota; Agaricomycetes; Agaricales; Hydnangiaceae
Exons: 2
Coding region: 1-303 (100 amino acids)
Source: RefSeq, a predicted model, not a curated record